Drosophila busckii is the source of this 5182-nucleotide messenger RNA. RefSeq names its product trichohyalin (gene Golgin245). Gene Ontology annotation, molecular function: small GTPase binding. Gene Ontology annotation, cellular component: Golgi apparatus. The record is from RefSeq and is a predicted model, not a curated record. The transcript has 8 exons. Bases 87 to 4775 code for a protein of 1562 amino acids. Gene Ontology annotation, biological process: Golgi vesicle transport. Lineage: Eukaryota; Metazoa; Arthropoda; Insecta; Diptera; Drosophilidae.
UAUUUAUUUAUAUUAGAUGAAUUUUUAUAUAAAUUAAAAACGGUAAUAAAUACGCAGUAAACAAAUAGUGCAGCAGCUGCCCCACAAUGUUUGCAAACCUGAAAAACAAACUCAUCGAAGAGGUGAAAGCGUCGCCGUCCAAAUUUCAACAGCUUGCUGCCCAGGCACAGGCCGCCGUGAGCUCAUCGUCCAGCACAACAACACCAAACAGCUCGGAGAACACCGACAGCGGCAGUGGCAACAAUGAGAAUUUCUUUAGCAUUACGGAGGAGGAUACGCCACAGAAUUCACCUUAUCGCAUACAGAAGCUGCCACGCGUUAGUCGCGCCUCCACGCAGUCGCUAAAUGGAGCUGUCAUGGGCAGCGGCGCCAUACCGCGCACUCGCAAGCUGUCCAACUCAUCAAUGGCCAGUGAUAUAUCCUUUAGAUUGCCUGCCUAUGAUGCGCCAGCAACCUACCACUUGCAGUCGGACUUUGAGGAAACAAGCAGUGAGUUUGAUGAUUCUGCUUCGACGGCACGUUUGGAUGUCAUCACCAAGGAUCAACUGUAUGAUGCAUAUAAAAAGUCUUUGGAUCGCUAUCACAAAUAUCGCUGUCGCUAUACAGACUUGGCCAAGAAGUAUAAGGAGCUUGAGCGUGAUAGCAGCAAGGCGCGGUCAGUGUUGGUGGAGACACAGGAUAAGGCGCUGCGUCGCAUUAGCGAAUUGCGUGAGCAAUGCACGCUGGAGCAGCAGGCCAAGGCGCAUCUGGAGGAGGCACUGCGUGUGGAAAUGGAUGACAUGAGCUGCAAAAUGCAAGCGUAUCAAACUAAGCUCAAGUUGCUGGGUGAGAAUCCCGAGAAUGUUGCAGCAGCAUUGGAGCGCGGGCUGACUGGAGAGUCGGACGAGCAGUUAAUUGACAUAGAGGAGGCUAGCAUCAAUACCAAUGGCAACUCAUCGUCGGAGCAGUUGCAACAAUUGUUGGCCAAGCAUGAGCUGGAAUUGAAGCAACUGCGUGUGCACAACGAGGAAGCUAACAACACCAUUGCUGCCUUGCGCAAACAGGAAGAGGAAAAUGUGUUGCUGCUGGCGCAAACAAAGCAGGCUAUACACACAGAGCUGGAACACAAAGAAACGGAAGUGCGUCAAUUGCAAGAAAAGUUGAAGCAACUAGAAACCGAUUUGGAGCUGGCGAGCAAGCGUGAAACGCAGCGCAACGAGUUGCAAGAACAAUUGAAAAAGUUGCAACAAAGCAAACAGGAAGCGGAGGCGAAACUCAUUGCCGCAGAGCAUAUGCUAAGUACGCUGAAAAGCGAGCAGCAGGACAAGGGCACGCAUUCAAAGAAACUAGUGGAGCAGUUGGAGCAGCGGCAAGUGCAGCUCAAGCAGCUGCAGAGUGAGAAGGAGAAGGCGGAAAAGCUGCUGGAGACGCUGCAAAGUGAGCAGCAGUUGGCCAAGGAACAGUUGAAAGAGCAAAUGCAAAAGAAUAGCGAAUUGGAAGAACAACUUAAGCAAAUGAUAACGCCGCAAGUGCAUGAAGAGAAGGAAAAUCUUGGCAAGGAACAGCUCAAGCAGCUGCAAAGCGAAAAGCAAGAAGCUAUGAAACAGCUGGAGACGCUACAAAGUGAAGCAAAUCAAAAGCUUGAACAACAAACUCAAAGAAAUGUGAAAUUAGAAGAGAAACUUAAAGAGCUAACAAAUCAAAUGGAAAUGCUGCAUGGACAGGCAGAGCAUGAACAGAUGAUUAAAGAGCAACUAAAGCAGCUGCAGGCUGACAAGGAACAAGCUGAGCAACGACUAGAGACUUUACAAACUGAGCAGCUGACAACAAAGGAAAAGCUUAUGGAGCAAACUCAAAGAAAUAAUGAGUUGGAGCAGAAACUUAAUGAGCUGACAAAUCAAAUGGAAAUGGUGCAUGGAAAUGGACAAGAGAAGGAAAAGCAUGCUCAGCAACAGCUGGAACAACUGCAAAGCGAAAAAGAAGAAGCUAAAAAGCAGCUGGAGCAGCUACAAAGCGAGCAACAGGUGGAAAAGGAGCAGUACAAGGAGCAAAUGCAAAUAAAUAGCGAACUUGGGAAGAAACUUGUAGAGCUGAGCAGCGAAUUGAAAACGUUGCAAGCAAACGUGGAGCAAGGUAGCAUUGUUAAGAAACAGCUGCAAAACGAAAAAGAGGAAGCUGAGAAGCUUUUGGAGACGCUGCAAUCUGAGCAGGAAGUGACAAGGGAACAGUUUAAGGAGCAUGCGCAAAAGAAUAGCGAAUUACAAGAGAAAGUUCAAGAGCUAACAAGUGCAUUGGAGGCUUUUAAAAUGCAUGAGGCAGAGGAAAAGCUUGUGAAGCAACAGCUGAAGCAGCUGGAGGCGCACAAAGCGCAAACGGAUGAGCAAGUGGCAAGCCUAAAGGAAUUGCAACUGGAAACCGCUGCCAACAAGCAGCAGCUAACGCAGCUAGAAAACGAAAAGCAAGGAGCUGAAGACAAGCUUAAAGCCUUGCAGUUGGAACACGAGCUUAAGCAACAACAACUGGCGCAGCUUGAAGCCGAAAUGCAGACGCUGAAGCUUGACAGCGAGCAGAGCAUGCAAGACUUGAGUUUGCAAAACAAACAGCUCAAUGAAAUGUUGCAACGUUAUCAGCAAAAUGAAGCAACGGCUGAGCAGUUGCAGCAACAAUUGCAGACGGCACAGCAGCAACAGGAAGUGCAGCAGGCGGCAUAUGAAACGCUGGAGGCUGCGAAGUUGGCGGCUGAAGCGCAGUUAGCAACGCUGCAGCAACAACAAGCUAGCAAUGCCAGCAGCGAGUUGCAAGCAACGGAAACGUUGCACAAACAGCUGGCGGGCAAAGAAAAAGAGCUCAAAGCGCAGCUAAACAAAUUUAAUAAACUGAAAAAACAGCACGAGCAGUUGCAAAGCAAACACAGUGCGCAAAGUGAAAGCCUGCAGCAGCUGCAGAGCGACUUGCAACAGUUGCCAGUGUUGCGUGAAGAGAAGCAACAACUGCAGCAACGCGUCAACGAAAUACUCGCCGAGAUAGAUAAUAUGCAAAUGCAUUUGACGCAAGUACAGAGUGCGCAUGCCGAGCUGGAGCGUGAGAAGCAGCAGCUGGAGACGCGCAUAGAUGAGCUGCAGCAGCAGCAUCAAGCGCAGGCCUCAAGCCAAGUGGAGCAGCUGCAGCGUGAGGCAAGCAAGCUGCUGGAAAGCAACACGCUGUUGCAGGAACAAAACGAGCACUUGCAGCGGCAGCAGGAGGAGCUGGUCAAGUCACAAGCCAAGUUGCAACAAGUGCUGGACGAGCAUUCGAAGCUGCAGAAUGCGCAGGAAAUAAUGGAGCACGAUCAGCGCACGUUGCAGGACAAAUGCGACAACUUUGAGAAGCAACAGCUGCUGACGCAAGACGCACUCGAGUGUGAAAAGCAGUGCAAAGCUGAGCUGGAGUUGCAGCUGCAAGAGCUGCAGACGCAGUUGCUGACGUCGCGUGAGCAGCGGCUGGAGUUGCAACAAAAGCUGGCGGAGCAAACGCAUGACGAGCAGCUUUUGUCGCUAAACGAAACGGUGCUAAAUUUGCGUCAACAGCUGAGCGAGCUACAGCAGGCAGAGCUUGUCAUGCAGCAAAAAAUGCAAGCAGCUACAGCAGCGCAGGCGAAGCAGCUCGAAACGCUUGAGGCGCGCUGCACUGCAGCCAAUGCAGAUGUGCAGCGACUGCAACAGGCCAAUGAGGCACUGCAGCGUGAGUUGGAAAAAAGCAAAAACGCUGCGCCAGACACCGAGCAGCUGAAGCUGGAAAUUGAGUAUUUAAAUAAGCAUGCCAAGCAGCUGGAGGCGGAGCUGGCAGCGCAGGAUAAGGAUAAGCUUAAAUCGCUGCAAUGUGAGCUUUAUGUGCUGCAAGAGCAGGUGGAACAGCAUGCCAGCGAGCUGUCCACAAAGCAGCAACACAGCGACGAACUGCAAGCGCAGCUAACACAGCUGCAACUACAACUGGAGCAGCAGACGCUGGAGCUGACGCGUCAAAGUGAACAUGCGAGCUUUGUAAGCGAACAAAACGAUGCCGUGCAAAAGGAAUUGCUCAACACACAACAAACGUUGCAACAAAGUCAAGCGGAGCAGCAACAAGCGUCGCAACGCUGCACGCAGCUGGAGCAAGAACUCAGCCAGGCUAAGAGUGAAUCACAAGCAGCGCUGCCGCAUGAUGCGGAACAGCUGCGUAAGCUCAAUGAACAGUUGCAGUCCGAACUGGAGCAGCUGCAGCACAAGUCCAGCAACGAGCAACAGGAUUUGCAGCAUGAGCUGGAUGAACUGCAAGCCAACAACAAAGAAAUGGCCGAACGCAUCAAUGAGCUGGAAACACUGCGCGCCGGCAUACAAGCGCAGCAGCUGCUGGCCAGCUUGGCGCCCAAGAGCGUGCAAGAUGCGCUGGCCAACGAUGAGAAGUCGCAGCUGGAGGCCAAGCUCAAGGAGAUUAUGCAUGAGGUGCAGGAUGUCAACAAUCGCAAUUUGUUCCUGGAACAAAAGUGUGAGAACUUUCUCAUACUUGAGCAGUCCAAUGAGCGGCUGAAGCUGCAAAACGCUAAGCUGUCCAGGCAAUUGGAUGAGACUUUGGUUUCCAUGCAACAUAGCGAUAGCGUGCCAGCUAAUACAGAAUUUGAAUAUUUGCGCAACAUUAUGUUUCAGUAUUUAACGGGCAACACGAACAAUGAAACGCUUGUCAAAGUCAUAGCUGCAGUACUGAAAUUUUCACCGCAGCAGUCACAGGUGGCACUCGAAAAGGAGCACCAGCGACGCUCACUGUUGAACAAGAUACUAUAGCAGGAGCUUUUGUCGUUGGACAGUGCAGAUCAGACGCAGAUCGACGCUAGCAUGCACCUUUAUCUUAAUCUUUAAGUUUUUAGGCCAAGUUCACAUCAAGUACCUUACAACCUGCAGGCGACUAGUUGUCCCACCUGUUGCAGCAGGAGCAUUUCUACUUGAUGGAUUAAAUCAAUGUACAGUUUCGCGUAUAGUUGUAAAUUAACUAAUUUAUGUGCACUACUCAUGUGUUUAAUUAGUGUUUAAAUGUUGUUGCUUGUUAGCUUGAGACACCCCAAACCAUUUCCAACUUCAUGUGCAAUCUAUAAGUGUGUGUAUGUAUUUCAUUUCCAAUCCAAAUUAAUGUUUAGUUUUAAGCGAAAAAUUUGUACAUGCAAACAAAAUACAUAAACUUAAUUUGCAGUUUA